UACACAUUACACACACGCACUUACACUUGACGAAACGGAUUGUUCCGUGAAAAUUCACACUCUAUGAUUUCGACUCGACGCCGGAAUUAAGCAACAUUUAUUUUCUUCUCAAAAUAUAAAAAAACUGAAGGAUUCCCGAAUAUUUAAAAAAAUGAGUGAACUCGUAUGGGGUAUUAAAAAUGGUGAUCUCGAUCAAGUUCGGGAUUUCGUUGAGAAAAAGAAUAUAGAUGUAAAUCAAAUGAUUGAUGGAAGAAUGCCACUUCAUUAUGCAGCUGACUACGGACAGAAUGAAGUUGUUGGAUAUCUUCUGGACAAAGGAGCGCAAGCAAACGCGAUGGACAAACACAGCAUCACGCCGCUUCUAGCUGCCAUAUGGGAAGGUCAUACCAACUGCGUCAAGCUAUUGCUAGAAAAUGGUGCACAUCCCGAAGGAUUAACACCAGAUGGUACGAGUUACAUAGAAGCGGCUGAAAAAGAUGAGAUAAAAGAUUUGCUCCGCCGGCAUCACUAGCACAAAACCAAAACGAUUUCUCAAAACUAUGAAAAUUUCUUUUCUUCGUUUAUCCAUUUUUUCUUGUUGCUCUCACAUAUAUAUAGCUCUGUUAUAUGGAUUUAUUGUAUACGACGACCUAGAACAGUACCUAUAUAUUUAUAUAUUACAGGAUAGGGAAAAAACAGAAAAAACGAACUAGUGCAACUCAAUUUUCCUAACUGAGUAAAUAUAUAACAUGCUUUGCGAUCCAUACGUGGAUAUUAUUGUAUGUUCGCGUUAGAAUAGUAAGUAUAUAAUAUAUAUAUAGUGUUUUUUAAAUAUAUUUAAAGCAACAUGCCUAUUAGUACGUUCCAACGUACGAAAAAUCUGUGACUGCUGUCAACCGGUCCGGUUGACUCGCUUAGACUUAAUCUUCCGCCAGGUCUGCACUUUCAUCAUUGUCCUACUUUUAAUAUUAUUUUUAUUUUAUUCAUGAAAAAUGAAAGUUUUCAGUGUUUACGCGUUGUAAUCAAACAAGUUUUGUGUUAAUUUUAUUGUUUCGUUCGCAUGAUUGUCACAGCUUAUUGUAUCAGUAGCCCAUGGAGAAAAUCAAAUGAAUAGCAUAGGCAGCUCGAGAGUCCGUUAUAAGUUGGUACAAACAUAAAAGAAGAAAAAACGAAACCAAACGAAGCAAAAGAAAAAUGAUCAACAUGAACAAAAAUAAGGAAUGACGCGGCUUGUAUUUGCGUUGUACAACAUUAUGAAUUAACCUUGUAUUUUUAGUAAUAAAAAAUAUCCAUUUUUCAAUGGUA
Messenger RNA from Venturia canescens, 1284 nucleotides. RefSeq names its product myotrophin. The record is from RefSeq and is a predicted model, not a curated record. Gene Ontology annotation, cellular component: cytoplasm; nucleus. Lineage: Eukaryota; Metazoa; Arthropoda; Insecta; Hymenoptera; Ichneumonidae. Gene Ontology annotation, biological process: regulation of barbed-end actin filament capping. The transcript is spliced from 3 exons. The coding region runs from base 152 to 511 and encodes 119 amino acids. Gene Ontology annotation, molecular function: protein binding.